AAUCGAAUUAAAACAUUGAUACAAAAAUGUACAUAUUGGAGACCAAUUUACAAACUUACUCCUUUAUUUACUAGAUGUUUAUAAACGCAUCAAACAAUAUAUAAAUCCUUGAAAAUUUCAUAUAUCCUCUGCCUAAUCUUGAUUAAAUAAAAAACAUUUCCAAACAUUUCUGUCUACUUGAAUAAUGGCACCCACGUUCUUCAUGAUUCUAUCAAGCUGGCAACUUCUGUUCAUAAUUCUGUUUAUCCCUCCAACACUUUCAUUACCACAAACUAUGGGUGAAAACAGUGAAGCAAAAGCAUUGUUGAAAUGGAAAAAUAGCUUUGACAACCAUAGUCAAACUCUUUUGUCAACUUGGAAAAAUACCUCAAAUCUAUGCAUAUGGCAAGGUAUUAAAUGUGACAAAUCAAACUCCAUUUCUAUCAUAAAUCUUGAAAAUUAUGGAAUAAAAGGUACACUUCACUCUCUUAGCUUCUCUUCAUUCCCCAACCUCAUUACCAUAAACAUCUACCAAAACCACUUUUAUGGAACCAUACCCCCCCAAAUUGGCAAUAUGUCAAGAGUAAAUAUUUUGAAUUUUUCCUUAAAUUCUUUUGAUGGUUCCAUCCCUCAAGAAAUAUGCAAAUUAAAAAGUUUACAAAAGCUUGAUUUAUCAUUAUGUAAACUAAGUGGAGCAAUUCCUAAUUCCAUAGGAAAUUUAUCCAACUUAAUGUUUCUUGAUUUAGGAGACAACAAUUUGUCUGGUGGCCCUAUUCCUCCUGAGAUUGGAAAAUUAAACAAAUUAAAUUAUCUAGGAAUUGCACAUAGUAACCUAAUUGGUUCAAUUCCUCAAGAAAUUGGUUUUUUGACAAACCUAGCUUUUAUUGAUUUGUCAAGAAACUCUCUAUCUGGUGCUAUUCCUGAAACAAUUGGUAACAUGACUAAACUAAAUCAACUUGUUCUUUCUAAUAACACUAUGUUGUCUGGACCAAUUCCACACACCAUAUGGAAAAUGUCUAAUUUGACCUUGCUCAGUCUUGAUAGAAAUAAUCUCUCUGGCUCAAUCCCUGAUUCUGUACAAAACUUGGUUAAUUUGAAUGAACUUGCACUUGAUGUCAAUCAAUUUUCUGGAACCAUUCCUUCCACAAUUGGAAACUUGACAAAUCUCAUCUAUUUAUACUUGGACAUUAAUCAUUUUUCUGGAUCAAUUCCUGACUCUAUAGGAAAUUUGAUUAAUUUGGAUACCCUUACUCUCCAAGAAAACAAUCUCUCUGGAACUGUUCCAACCACAAUUGGUAAUUUGAUGAGGCUCACUGUUUUGGAAUUAGCUGCUAAUAAACUUUAUGGUAGAAUUCCACAAGGUCUUUAUAACAUUACCAGUUGGUAUUCCUUUAUUGUGUCUAAGAAUGAUUUUAUUGGUCAUUUGCCACCUCAUAUAUGCUCUGGUGGAUCCUUAGUGUAUUUCAAUGCUGAUCAAAAUCAUUUCACUGGUCCAGUACCGAUAAGUUUGAAAAAUUGUUCUAGCAUUGAAAGAAUCAAACUUCAUGUAAAUCAAAUAGAAGGAGAUAUAGCAGAAGAUUUUGGUGUAUAUCCGAAUUUGGAAUAUGUUGAUCUGAGUGAUAAUAAAUUUCAUGGUACUAUUUCAUCAAAUUGGGGUAAGUGUCUUAAUCUUGAUACAUUAAAGAUAUCUAAUAAUAAUAUUUCUGGUGGUAUACCAUUAGAACUUAUUAGAUUAAACAAGCUAGGUAGGCUUCAUCUUUCUUCGAAUCAAUUGACCGGGGAACUUCCAAAGGAACUCGGAGAGAUGAAAUCAUUGAUAGAACUUGAGAUUAGUAACAAUCAUUAUUAUGGUAACAUUCCAACAGAAAUUGGAUUGCUGGAAAGACUUGAAGACUUGGAUCUCGGAGGAAAUGAGUUGCGUGGAAUGAUACCAAAAGAAGUUGUGAAUCUACCGAGGUUGCGAAAAUUGAAUUUGAGCAGAAACAAAAUUGAAGGAAGUAUUCCUUUUAAGUUUGGUGCAGCUUUGGAGUCUCUUGAUCUUAGUGGAAAUAGUUUGAAUGGAGAAAUACCAACAUCUCUUGAAGAUUUGGUGCAGUUGUCAAUGUUGAAUCUCUCACAUAACAUGCUUUCAGGAACCAUUCCUCCAAAUUUUCAAAGGACUUUAGAUUUUGUUAACUUAUCAGAUAAUCAGUUGGAAGGGCCACUUCCAAAUAUUCCAGCUUUUCUUCAUGCUUCAUUCGAGUCAUUGAAAAAUAACAAAGGUUUAUGUGGAAAUAUCACAGGCUUGGCUCCUUGUGCAAGUAACCAUAAUAGAAAGAGCAGGAAAGUGCUUCUAUUGGUAUUCCCUUCUUUAGGAGCUUUAAUAUUAGUGUUGUGUUUGGUUGGAAUUUUGAUGUAUAUUUUGCGUCGAAAAGAAAAACCAAUGGAAGAAAACCGGUCCGAAAGAGUAGAAACACAAAGGGGAGUACAAUUUUCCAUAUGGAGUCAUGAUGGGAAAAUGAUGUUUGAAAAUAUCAUCGAAGCUACCGAGAAUUUUGAUGACAAAUAUCUUAUUGGAGUUGGAAGUCAAGGAAAUGUUUACAAAGCAGAAAUGUCUGCAGGUAUGGUUUUUGCUGUGAAAAAGCUUCAUUUGGUAACAGAUGAAGAAACGUCAUUUGUCAGUUCAAAGUCUUUUCGGAGUGAGAUUGAAACCUUGACAGGAAUCAAACACAGGAACAUUAUAAAACUUCAUGGAUAUUGUCAACAUUCUAAGUUCUCAUUUUUGGUUUACAAGUUCUUGGAAGGUGGAAGCUUAGAUCAAACACUAAACAAUGACACACAAGCCAGUGCAUUUGACUGGGAAAAGAGAGUGAAUGUUGUCAAAGGUGUGGCCAAUGCUUUGUCCUAUAUGCAUCAUGAUUGCUCACCUCCUAUAAUUCAUCGCGAUAUAUCGAGCAAGAAUAUUCUUCUUAAUCUUGACUAUGAAGCUCAUGUCUCUGACUUCGGAACGGCUAAGUUUCUAAAGCCUGGAUUACAUAGUUUGACCCAAUUUGCAGGGACUUUUGGGUAUGCAGCUCCAGAGUUGGCCCAAACAAUGAAAGUGAACGAGAAAUGUGACGUAUACAGCUUUGGCGUACUUGCUUUGGAAAUCAUAAUGGGAAAACAUCCUGGCGAUCUCAUUUCAUUAUUUUUGUCACCAUCUACAAGGCCAAUGGCUUAUAACAUGUUGUUGAUUGAUGUUUUAGAUCAACGACCUCAUCAAGUUAUAAAACCAAUUGAUGAAGAAGUGAUCUUGAUUACAAGGUUGGCAUUUGCUUGCUUGAGUCAAAAUGCACGUUCUCGUCCAACCAUGGAUCAAGUAUCUAAAAUGCUUGCAAUAGGAAAAUCACCUUCGAAGAAUCAACUUUCCGUUAUCAGAUUAGGACAACUUCAGUAACAUCUGUGUUUUUUUUCUUGUGUUUUUUCGGUUAACAAAAGUCCUAACCAGCGUUUUUGCUGCUUCUUCGUCUCCGGCGAUACUCUUCUGUUUCGGUGGUUCCACCACCUUCUUAUUCUACCAGCCACAAUGUCAAACCAUGCUCAGGACUCCUUACAAUGUGUAUUCCAUUUGUCCAUUGCAAAUCCCCAAAUUGGUAUUUCCUCCUUGGUGUCACAUUUGUUGCUUGCACAAUAACUUGGAAUGUCUUCUUUUCACCAAUUUUUUUGAAACUCAAAGAGUUUGGUACAACAACAAUUUUAUAUCCAGGCAAUUGGGCUUUUGCAAAAUAUAUACUUGGUGGCCCAACAUUGGUGACUGUACGUGUCACAUUAACGACAUUUAAAUCAAGAUUCGGUAAUGUGAUUGAAGGGUAGUUUAAGUCUUCUAUGCUAUGAGAUCCUGAACAUUUAAAUGUCAUGUUGAAAUUAAGUGAUGAAAUGAGUUGUUGGUUGUAUCCAGAAGCACAUAAGAAGUUCAAGUAAUCAACAAUGGUUAGAUCAUAGACAAGUCCGGGGUCUAUUGCAUUGUUGGGUUGAACAUGUCCUGAACCAUAAGCAAAUGGAUUUGCUAGUUUUUUAUCAAAUGCAUCACGUAUUGGCUUGUUUGUGUUA
This is a messenger RNA of Cicer arietinum (chickpea), 4047 nucleotides long. RefSeq lists its product as uncharacterized. The record is from RefSeq and is a predicted model, not a curated record. Gene Ontology annotation, molecular function: protein kinase activity; ATP binding; protein binding. Gene Ontology annotation, biological process: protein phosphorylation. NCBI's taxonomy places the organism in Eukaryota, Viridiplantae, Streptophyta, Magnoliopsida, Fabales, Fabaceae.